Syngnathus typhle (broad-nosed pipefish) is the source of this 4612-nucleotide messenger RNA. RefSeq names its product transcription activation suppressor family member 2 (gene tasor2). NCBI's taxonomy places the organism in Eukaryota, Metazoa, Chordata, Actinopteri, Syngnathiformes, Syngnathidae. The record is from RefSeq and is a predicted model, not a curated record. The transcript has 17 exons. Gene Ontology annotation, biological process: negative regulation of gene expression, epigenetic. Gene Ontology annotation, cellular component: nucleoplasm. The coding region runs from base 10 to 4281 and encodes 1423 amino acids.
CGUGCUUGAAUGGCACAAAGUGUUGAAUUUGGGGAGGAUCAUGUUUCAACCAAGAAGCAUUUGUUUUCGAGGACGGGCACGAGGACAGCGUUACACUUGACAAGUUCCGAAAUGGAAAGUGGAACCGAUUCCGCUUCGAGUGUUUUAAUAGCAGUGAGCGAAUAUUCGGAGGCUUUUCGAGGGCAAAUCUUGGCCCCACUCCAAAGUGGCUUCUUGCUGGAAGAGUCCAAGCUGUCAUUCCGAUACAAAUGGGCUUGGUUGGUUCAAAACCCAGCCUUGAGCCAAAAGUACGCCGCCUUUCGAGCCAAGAGAAAACAAGCGGGCUAUUCUGAAGAGGACCUGGAGGAGACUUAUGGCUUUUUGCUCUUGGAUGACCUUCACAAGGCCAAUGCGCUCGGGCAAACUGGACUCGUCACUGGGAUGAGCUCCUGUUCCAGUUUGGGAGACCCCUCCAAAGGCAUUUACAUCUCCAUGUUCUCCGACUGUUUGGGCCCGGAGCGCUGGCGGGACGGACAAUCGGGCUACGUGGCCAUCAUCAGGCUGACCACGGGGCGAGUCAAGAGAGUUUGCGAGUACCGCGCUCGCAAUGUCUUGGCGCCCACGCCCGGCUUUGACUGCCACGUGUCGCAGCACCUGGCCUCCGUCAGCGCCCAAACCGGCUUCUCGCUCGCCUUCCAGAGAACCCAAUGUUACAUUUACGAGCUGCUCGACGACGGAAGCCACCAAACGGCGCCCAGCCUCACUUGCCCCUUUGCCGUGGUGGCGUUUUCCUAUCAAAAGAGAAGAGCGUCGCCAAUGAAGGAGCCCCAAGCGCCUGGCUUCGGCUCGUGUCAAAUUCCGAGAAUUCUGCCCGUACUACGUUUGGCCCGAAGCCAAGUGGAGAAAAGGAGCCACGGCCUGUGUGACGUGGCGACGUAUACGCUGAGGCCAAGUCUAUCCCUGCUACCUGCCGGUGAGGCGGCCGCGGCGCAACCGGCCGCUCCGCUACAUAUGGGCCCAAAAGGCAGCCCCGCCGCAACGUUGGACGCACACACCGCUCAGGCGCCGACACGUGCGGCAAAUGACCCCAAGGCAAGCCACCGUCCCGGAGUGGCAACGUUCCGGACCCCCCACGUUGAGAAAAGUCCAGCCGCUCCUGCAACCUCGUCGGAGAAGACGGGUAGUGCAGAAGCCGAAGCGAGCGUGGCGCCAAACCGUCGGCAAGCGGGUGCCCAAAGGUUGCCGACGCACGACGUUCCCGCCGAGCUCGUUGUGAGCUUCACCUCGGAGCAAAGCGUGACCCGCAAGAGUCCCGCAAAGGAGCCUUUGAGCCGUUCCCAUUGCCUGCGGACGGAUGCGCCGGCAAAUGAGCAAAUGGAAAGUCCAAAAGGGCCAUCUGCGGAGACGCACAAAGCCAAAAAUACUCCACGGGCGCGUCGGUGCCAGCCAAAAAAGGCCAGCUCCCAUCCGUUUCCCACAUGGCCGGCUGUCCCCAGCGGCGCCGCUCCCCUGAGACACGGAUCUGAACGUUGCAACUUGGCAUGGCCGGUCAUCAGCCAAUGCGGAAGAGUCUUGGUUCCUCACGGCUCAACCUUUUCCGCUGGGUCUCGGCUCCCGAGCCCUCCCGUGACUCCGGACGCGGACCGAGCGGCUCCGCAGCUGGCGACGGCAAGUCCAGAGCGCAGCGGUGAAGACGGGCUGGGGCCGCAAGGUGCCACCGCCGCCGCCGAGGAGGAAGACGCACGAGGGAGGAGGACGACCAUGACAAAACAUCAGCGGGAUUCCCAUCCUGAAGCUCUCGGCGGCGAGACGCAGCCUGGUGGGAAGAAAAGCAGGCUCCAUGCCCAGCGCACGGCCUCCGUGCCAAACGGCUCGGAGGCCACAUGGCCGCCGCCGGCGCCGCCGCCGGAGGAGACGCCAGGUCGGAAAGGCCAAAUCGUGUCCAGGCCUCCGUCCAUUUACCCAAAGUGGAAGAGAAUGAAAACACUCAGGAAGCAGCUCCACAUCUCACGGGAACACUUUCAAAAGACAUGGUGGAUGCACUUUGAGCGGCCGUCCCGCGCCAAAGAAGCGCUCGCGACGCCCAAGCCGGCCACAGACGCCUUGAAUCUACUCGCCGACCUGGCGCUCGGGGCCGACCGCCGGACGCUUCCGUCAGAAGCGGAGCGCCGGCCUCGGAGGAAGAGCGACCAGAGGCAAAACGGCCACCACAGGCAAAACGGCCACCAGAGCCAAAACGGCCACCAGAGGCAAAACGGCCACCAGAGCCAAAACGGCCACCAGAGGCAAAACGCCCACCAGAGCCAAAACGGCCACCAGAGGCAAAACGGCCACCGGGCUCUCGGGCCCAAAGUCCCUCUCGUGGAAGGCGGCGACUUGCUUUCUUUGUUGUCCAAAGAACACGCGUACUCGCUACCGCUGUGGGCCUUAGCGGGCACGCCCUUCCGGGUGGCCCCCUUAAGCGGUUCCGGCGGAUUGCUUCACAGGCCGCCGCCGCCGCCGCGGGCCUCCUCUGAAGAGCAAAAGGAAAAAGAGCAUUGGAGCAGCAAAUGGAGCCAGGCCUUCCGGCGCCACCGCAGCUUUCUUUGCAAAGACGACGGAUCGGUGGCAGUGACACGCCAGUGGAAAGAAAAGUACGACUUUAGCCGAGACAGCAGGUUCUCGUGCGAUCCAAAGGACAGAACCGUCCUCCGGGCCUUGCACGGCCCGUGGGAUUCGUCUCUCGGCGAGUCCGGCCGAGACGCGCGGCUGGUCCUUCACAUGUGGAUCGGGUUCUUCUACAGCCGUUCCACCGCCAGAUUGAUUGACUUUGGCUCGGAGCGCAAUCACCACGCUUCUUCUUCUCAAGCGGAGAACACGACGAGCCAGGCGCAGUCUGGGCCGGCGGCGGCGGAUCGGUUUGCGCUUCCGUCGGCCGUGCCGGACGCGUCGCCGCUUUCCUCCACUUCCAGCACCUCGGCGCCCAAUGUCGCAGCAGGUGCCGAGGGGACCCCAUGCAUCCGCCGCGUCCCUUUGAGCGCAGCAGCCCAAAAUGACCUCAUUGGUUCUGAAACCACAAAACUCCCAACUACUGUGGGAUUCACGGAGGAAGGGCAAGGGGAGAAGGCGGAAGAACCGUUUCCCUCCGGGGACUUUUCUGGCCCCCGGAGUCCGACUGAAAGGACCGAAGCGGAGCUCGUCGAGCUUUUGUCCAGCUCUCCCGACGGCGCGGCGCGUCGGGCCCCGUGCAGAAGAUCGGUGCUUCAGGUCGGUGAGAUCGGGCCGCCCGAUGCGGCGGCGGCCGCUGCUCACCGAGAGGACAACCUCGCUCAAAGCCUCCUCAUCGGAGAUCCUUCGGAACGUGAAAGAGACGGGCCAGAUGGGGUCCGAGACGUCCGCCGUGCAGAUGCAGAGACGCUUGGGAAGCGGACGGAAAAAGACUUUCUCCUAGCUUCUCCAAGAAGGACCCUUGAAGAGUCGCCACGUAGGUUCGAGGCCAGUGAAAGCGCUCGGUCCGACGCGGCGCAAGGCCCGUCCGACGACCCGUCCGACGACCCGCCCCCCCCCGCCGCAUCCUCGCCGUUCAAAGCGGAUGAGGAUCGCUGGCACGUGAAAUCCGCCAGCUACAGAUUCUACAUCUUAGCCACGUCAGAAGAUUCCUUCUUUGCCGAAACAAAGGCGAGUUUAGAAGCAGCGGGUCACACGGCGGUCCGGCCGAGCCAGUUCUUCCUCGCCGGAGAGUCUUCGUCUCUCCUCAUCGUGGUCAGGAACGAAGACAUCUCCGCGCACCUCUCGCAGGUUCCCUAUUUACUGGAGCUGAAGAAGUCGCCGGGCGUGCUGUUCGCCGGCAUCGACGAACCGCACGAUCUGGUGAAUCGCACCCAUCAAGAGCUCUUUCUCAGCGGAGGCUUUGUGGUGUUUGAUGGGCCGGCCCUGGAAGCCCUCAGCCUGGACACGGCCAGAAGGUUCUCGGAAGUCCUGCGAGAGCUCAACCAAACGGAAAAGUGGAAGUGGUUGCUGCACUACAGAGACAGUCGGCGAUUGAAAGAGAACGCAAGGUUCAGUGCAGAAGCUGCGGAGAAGAAGCUCUUCUUAAGCUGCUCCCAAGAGACGGGACUAUGCGUGCUUUUGCCAUACCACGAAUGCGACGCCAAGUCCAGGGAUCGUCCCGACUACCUUGCUUGCCUGCUGCACUUGCAGCUCCAGAAUAUCGCCGCUCGCUUUCCUGUCUUUCUAACGGAUACAAGGCUCGGUGACGAAUUUGAGAAGAACGGAAUUCUGACGGCGAGCGUCGACUCCUUUCUGACGGCUUUUUCCACGUGACGCGUGUCCUGCCCGACCUCAAGUCUUUUGUGCGCUCGGCAACUCAAUGCAAACAAUAAACCUCAUGACUCAAAUGACUAAAACCGUACUACCUUUAGCCGAGCAAGUGUUGUACGAAUCCAAAAUGUUGCUGUUUGUCUUACGAAGCUGCUGAGUUGCGCCGUUCGUUGUCUAUGAUUUGAAUCGGAGAUUUAUAUUGAAUGGUUUGUUAAAGAUUUCAAAUAUUUUUGGACCGCUUAUGUGGAGGUCUGAUUUAAAGUGUAGGAAUCUAUAUAUGAUGUUUUGACUCCUUUCAAUCAACUCAUGAAAUAAACGAAUUGCAAAACUAGGA